This is a messenger RNA of Rhinichthys klamathensis goyatoka, 1784 nucleotides long. It is a transcript of the gene kbtbd13a, whose product is annotated as kelch repeat and BTB domain containing 13a. The transcript has a single exon. The record is from RefSeq and is a predicted model, not a curated record. Lineage: Eukaryota; Metazoa; Chordata; Actinopteri; Cypriniformes; Leuciscidae. Bases 177 to 1703 code for a protein of 508 amino acids. Gene Ontology annotation, molecular function: protein binding.
ACCUCUAUGUAUAGCUGAUUCUAUUCUCGUAGUUGUUAGUAAUACAAACAGUGCACACUCGAAUCAAGUGCAUCUGCUUCAACACUGUCACUUUAGAACACAUCAUGGACAGUCAAUGGUGCUGUGAAUGUCUUCACAGACAGGUUUGACUGUGUGAGCAUUUCUCUGGAGUUCAGAUGAAAAUGAGAGGAGGUAACCUGAUGGAGACAGGCAGCUGUGCUGGCUCAGAGAUCGACGUAAGGAAAACGGUUUACCAGCCAAUGGGUUUCAUGGAAAAAACUGUGAAAGUGAAAUUUGCCGAAAGUGUUUUUACGGUGGACAGAAGCCUCCUGGAGGAGCAUUGUGAAUACUUUCGAGCGCUUUUCCAGUCUGGCAUGAAGGAAUGCCAGGAGGAUGAGGUUUGUCUUCAGGUGCCGAGCGCGCGUGGAUUCCUGGUCGCCCUCCGUGUGAUACAUAGUGAAAGACCCAUGCUGAGCGGUGAUGAAAUUGUUGACGCCAUCGAGUGUACUGCGUUUCUCCACAUAGAGAUUCUAACUGAGCACCUCAUAAACAUUAUCACUUCAGACAACUGCCUUCUUAUGUAUCACACAGCGGCGACCUUUGGGUUAUUGAAGCUCUUCAGGAGUGCAGCUUUGUUCAUUCGAGACAUUUAUGAAGACCUCAAAGAAGAUGUGAAGGGCUUGCCAGAAGAUUUGAUUGAAUAUAUAGAGCCUCUUGUUCCUAGUACGUACAUCAUGGUUGGUAGUCAUUCGCCAACCAUCAAGCUGUUGCAGGACUUCAUGAGGACUGUUUGUUAUCUUGAUGAGGACGAGAAAGACUGGAAGGUUCUCACCCAUUUGCCUCUCAACGCCAGCACCACCAUGGCAGGAGUUACCGUUUUAGACAACAAGCUCUACAUUGUUGGAGGAGUCUAUGAUAUUACCAAUAAAGUUGUGGAGUCUGGUUUCUGCUAUGAUGUAUCUACUGACACUUGGAGCACAUUUUCCAGCCCUCGGCAACUUCGCUACAACUGCACCCUUGUUAGCCAUGUGGGCGACCUUUUUGUCAUUGGUGGAGAGUAUGAAAAGAACAUAAUGUCCUCUGUGGAGAGGUACAAAGUCUCUUCGGAUACCUGGAGCUUUGCUGCCAAUCUGCCAAGACCUGCAUCCAACGUCGCUUGCGCCAAAGCCAUGAGAAGACUUUUCAUAUGUCUUUGGAGACCUAAAGAUGCUACUGAGAUUUAUGAGUACACAGCCAACAAGGAUGAAUGGAUAUUAAUCACAACACUUGUUCGGCAUCAAAGUUACGGUCAUUGCAUGGUGGGCCACAGGGACAAUUUGUACGUCAUGAGGAACGGGCCAUCUGAUGAUUUUUUGAAAUGCAUGAUGGACUGUUACAAUCUGACCUCAGGUCAGUGGACGGCCAUGCCCGGGCAGUACGAGAACAGUAAGGGGGCUUUGUUUACCGCGGUAGUGCGAGGGGACUCUGUGUUCACGGUGAAUCGCAGAGCGACAGUGGAAUAUGCCAUUGAGGACAACAAAUGGAGGACAAAAAAAGAAAUGACAGGGUUUCCAAGAAUCGGCUCCAUGUGGACUUUCCUCUUGAGACUGCCAAAGAAAAGCAGAGAGCUUUUACAAAAGAAAAAUAAUGGAGCUGAGAUCUCAUCUGACCUCAGCUCAAGUGCUUCUGUACCCAUGUUGCCAACUAUUUUCAAUGGAAAGUAGCUAAUGGCUGCAAAAGCUGUCGCUAGAUGAUGUCAUUCACCAACUGUCGGCACUUUGCAACUGUUUUCCCUCCUAAUCAGU